AUGAAGCUCCCCAUCACCCUCCCCCUCCUCACCACCCUCUUCUCUCUUGCCUUCGCCGAGGACCUCAAGUGGUGCGGUGCAGCGCAAUUCUACCCCUCCAAAUACACCUGCUUCGGCACACUCCUGUGUCCCAAGACAGCCACCGGCGAAGCAUAUGUCGCAUGCGGCACCGCGUGCUACGACGCCGGAACGUACUACUGCGAUGCAAAUACGCAGUUGCAGCUCAUUACGCCGGAUAGUGCGGUGCAGUAUUGUGGAAGUGCACCGUAUCGGCCGGGCGAGUAUACUUGCUGGAACGGCAACUUCCUCUGCCCCGUACUCAACGGUGAAGCAACACUCGCCUGCGGUGGGACGGCAUGCUACAACCCCCGCGAAUACUCUUGCAACAAUGGUCAGCUCAGUAAACCAGCUGAGGUUCCUGCUCCGACCUGCGGUGGUCUUUAUGCGACCUGCGGAUACAACGGCGACUUACCAUGCUGCUCAGAUGAGUACUUCUGCGCUGCUAGCAAGUGCCGGCCGUUUAAUCCGCCGAAAAUGGUGAAGAAGAGUGUGCUUGAACUGCUGUAG
Messenger RNA from Macroventuria anomochaeta, 567 nucleotides. Its product is annotated as carbohydrate-binding module family 52 protein. The coding region runs from base 1 to 567 and encodes 188 amino acids. The record is from RefSeq and is a predicted model, not a curated record. The transcript is spliced from 3 exons. Gene Ontology annotation, molecular function: carbohydrate binding. NCBI's taxonomy places the organism in Eukaryota, Fungi, Ascomycota, Dothideomycetes, Pleosporales, Didymellaceae.